AUGAUGAUCUAUGAUCUGUUACUGGCUAUACUGAUUUGGCGACCUGCUGCGGCUCAGUACUCACCUCGCCUUCCGAUCAAUAUUGUUGUCGGUCUUCCAAAAGAUGAGGGCCAUGUGUUCAAAAACCCGUUCAAGUUGACGCUUUCGAAAAGCCGGCCCGUGUUCGACGUGGCCGUCGAAGAUGUCUACGAGAAGUAUCAGCUGAUGCCAGCCGGAUCGCUGCGGGUCGUCUACGAGGACACCCAGCUGAGCGAUGCGAUCGCCCCGCAGCGAAUGGUGGAACACUACUGUAACAACUCAGUCGAUGCAGUCAUGGGCAUGGCCUACGUGUACGCCUUGGCCCCCGUGGCACGAAUGAGUGCCUUUUGGUACGGCGGUGUGCCAGUGUUCACCACCUCCGGCCUGGUAGAUGAGCUCGGCGAUAGGAAAGAGUUCCCGCUGCUCACUCGAAUGAUGGGCACCUACAGAACCCUCGGGAACCUCAUGUACGAGAUUCGCCCGGUUGCUCCGAUGGAAUCACUUCUACUUCAUCUUCAACGAUGA
This is a messenger RNA of Ostertagia ostertagi, 543 nucleotides long. NCBI's taxonomy places the organism in Eukaryota, Metazoa, Nematoda, Chromadorea, Rhabditida, Trichostrongylidae. The record is from the annotation of a GenBank genome assembly.